CUCGGUGACUGUAACCUCUCAAGCAAAAGCUGUAAAGCUCUGUCAUCAGUCCUCAGUUCCCAGUCCUCCAGUCUGACGCAUCUCGACCUGAGUAACAACAACCUGAAGGAUUCAGGAGCUGUCCGGCUGUCUGGUCACAGAGGAAGGCUUCGUUUCUCUGGCCUCAGUUCUGACUUCCGACUCGGUGGAGCCUGCUGGAGAACGAUGGCUGAAACCAGGUCUGAGGAAGGAUUCAAAGUCGACACACGAUCAGUGAAAAGACACCUCAAACUGUUUAACAACAACGUGUGGAGGAGGCUGCUGAUCAUCCAGACA
Menidia menidia (Atlantic silverside) is the source of this 315-nucleotide messenger RNA. The record is from the annotation of a GenBank genome assembly. NCBI's taxonomy places the organism in Eukaryota, Metazoa, Chordata, Actinopteri, Atheriniformes, Atherinopsidae.